Molecule: messenger RNA, 2934 nt
Organism: Larimichthys crocea (large yellow croaker)
Lineage: Eukaryota; Metazoa; Chordata; Actinopteri; Sciaenidae
Gene: rnf167
Product: ring finger protein 167
Exons: 11
Coding region: 212-1405 (397 amino acids)
Source: RefSeq, a predicted model, not a curated record
GUCACUGCGCAGCUGCGAAUCACAACAGGAAGAAGGAGCAAACAAAGCUAGCAGCGAGCUAACACAACAACAGGACACCGAGGACAGAGGACAGAUGUCCCCGUGUCUCCAGCUGAGGACAGAGUGUCUCCGUGUCUUCAGGUUCGUGUGUGAGACGAUGAGCUCGGACAGUCUCCAGCGUCAGUGAGUUUAUUGGAUCUGUAAGCGCGUGAUGAUGGCCGACCUCGGCGUGCGGUGCGUCGUCCUCGCCGUGGUUCUUUGCAGCGUCCUGCUUCCCUCGCCGUCACACGGCUACAUCUACGCUCAUUACAGCAACAUGACCACCAUGCUGUUCGAGGACCUGCCCGCCUUGUUUGGCGCCCCGCUUCCUAAGGACGGACUGAUGGGAGUUCUGGUCCUGACCCGCCCGUUGAACGCCUGUUCACCGGUGGACCCUCCUCCUCCGCUGCCGCCGUCUUUCGACGCCAACACGACCAAGUUCAUCGCUCUCAUCAGACGCUACGAUUGUAACUUCGAUAUAAAGGUGCUCCACGCGCAGCAGGCUGGCUUCAGCGCGGCCAUCGUUCACAACAUGUAUUCAGACACGCUGCUCAACAUGAACUACAGCAACGACACGAUCGCAGAGGAGAUCGAGAUCCCGUCUGUCUUCACCAGCUUCUACGCCUCCCAGAUCCUCCGAAACUUCAUAAUUCCAGAACAAGGAGCGUACGUCAUCCUCAAACCAGAGUUCGCCUUUCCCAUCUCGUACUACCUGAUUCCCUUCACCGGAGUCGUCUGCAUGAUCAUCCUCGUGAUGUGCAUCGUCUUCAUCAUACGCUGCGUUCAGUACAGGAAGAGGCUGAGGAAAAACCGCCUGUCCAAAGAACAGCUGAAGCGGAUUCCGACUCACCGUUUCCGUAAAGGUGACGACUAUGACGUGUGUGCGAUCUGUCUGGAUGAGUAUGAAGAGGGAGACAAGCUGCGAGUUUUACCGUGCUCACAUGCCUAUCACUGUAAGUGUGUCGACCCGUGGCUCACGCAGACCAAGAAGACGUGUCCCGUGUGCAAACAGCGCGUCACUCGGAACAACCCGGAACACUCGGAGUCCGAGUCCGAUGAUGAAGCCGGAGGACGCGGGGAGGAAGAAGGGACGGAGGGUGAAGCGGACUCGGAGCGCACUCCUCUGCUCCGGCCCUCUAACCCGGGGUCCCCGUCCGGGAGCCCGGGCAUCUACUCGGCCACCACCGUCACCACCGCCCAGUGCCUCGCCUCCCCCGCGCUCUGUGACUCACCCAUACUGGGCUACGAAGGCUACCACUCCCCCCAGGAGGACACGGACUCAGAGAGCGAUGACGCGGCCGAGGACGGGCACCACACUGACGACGACACGGCUCAGCUCAUCGGGAGGGACAGCGUGCAGAUCUGACGGCAGAGCUCCGAGUCUGGGUCUCACACUGUUCUCUGACAGCUGGUGGUUAGCGACACAUUUCUCCUAACAGCGUUUUACCUGGUAACCACAUGAGGUUCUACAUGUUGGUGUCAAAGCACACGCAGCACUCGGAUUGGACUUCUGUAAACACACACACACACACACACACACUCAGUCCGGUCCUGUGUUCGUCCGUAGACCUCCUUUUUUUUUUUUUUAAGCAUGUUGUAAUUCAUAACUCGACCAUGUCACGUGACCUAACCACUAGUGCUGCACAAGAACAGGCCACCUAAAUGUCUGAAUAAUGUGUGUGUGUGUGUGUGUGUGUGUGUGAGUGUGAGAGAAGAACACGAUGAGCUCUGUCGUGGAUCUUUUAAAGAAAGGUCAGUUUGUCUUAAUCUGGAUUAUUUUAUAUCUCCUUCCACCUUUAACUCAAACAUUUUCUCAGCUCUCCGCUCACUCUUUAUAAAAUGUUCUUUGAAACGUGGCGUCCGGCUCAGAUUCCACAGUAAGCGACACUACGAUAGAGCUUCUACAUCUCUGCUGCUCUGACACUGUGCGGUCAGUUUCAGCUUCAUGCAGUUUGUCCAGAACAAACUUUAUGAAUAACAGAAUCACACACAGGUUGAAAACAUGUGGAAUGGUGGAAGGUGUUUUUUAUUUGGUUUUACUCUUCAGGAGAGACGGCGCUGCCUUACUUUGGCCUUGAUGUACAGUUAGACGAAGGGACGGACUCGCACUCCUGUCGGUUAGAAGCUUCCUGAGCUCUGCUUCACUUUAUGUAGUUUUUACGGUAAUGAACAAAGAGACGGCGUGUUUCCACGCUCGGCGCUGACACGUCUGAUUUGCACCUUUUUGCUCAGCGGCUGUACUUUGUAAAAAAGACCCGAGCGGUCCGUGCUGUCCGUUUCUACACCAAGCAGCACCAACAGAAACUUAAAGAUGUUUCAGCCAAACUGUUUGACUGCUUCACGUUAAACUGUGUUCACGCCCAUCCAACACCGGCACGGUGUGGAACGUCCUCGUGAUGGAAAUCUUUUUUUAAAAUUUUAUCUUUUUAAAGAACCUUGAAACUUCUCAGACAGAGGACCGAGCGUUCCCGUACACGCGACGGACACGGCGCAGAAACGUGUUGCAGUUUGAUGUUGGACUAAAAUCGAUACAUUCCAUCUUUAUAUGUGACUGCUGAUUGGUUCACACUUUAAAGGUCUGACGGGGCUCGUAGGCAAUAGUCUGUGUCAUGAACUAGAACGUCUGUUUUCCUUUUUACACUUUGCUUCACGUGUAUUUUGUACUGUACUUUCUUUUUUUUGGGCUCUAUGUCUCGAUUUUAGAGACUGUUAACUGAAACGACUGGAAAAAAUCUAAAUAUAAUCCCCAGACGAUUAAUUUUUCCUAGUUUAUCACAUUGAAGUAAUAAAUGUACAGUGUCAAGUAUAAUUUCUGUGUACAGAGCAGGUUUAGGAUGUCUGAAAAAAGAGGAUUUAAUGUGACAUGUGGAAGAUUAAAUAAUAUUCAAAUGGGAA